Messenger RNA from Emiliania huxleyi CCMP1516, 934 nucleotides. RefSeq lists its product as hypothetical. The record is from RefSeq and is a predicted model, not a curated record. Gene Ontology annotation, cellular component: membrane. Lineage: Eukaryota; Haptophyta; Isochrysidales; Noelaerhabdaceae. The transcript is spliced from 3 exons. Bases 76 to 609 code for a protein of 177 amino acids.
GACGCGGCCGGCGCGCACGGGCGGAGCACGUACCCCGUCGCCGCCGGCCGGGACAUCUCCCUGGUCAUCCUCGGGAUGCAGCUCUUCUGGGACCUGCCCGUGACAUUGCACGCCGAGAUGUAUGACGCUGUCAACCUGGCGCACCACGUGGGGAUGGCCAUCUCUGCGGCCCUCUCGCUCUCGCCGUACGUGCAGUACUGGGUCCCCUUCUUCGGCGGGCUGAUUGAGGCCUCCUCCAUCCCCCUCGUCCUCGCCGACGUCUUCCACCCCAAGCGGUACCAGGACUUUGCGGAGGCGACGGCCGGCCGCUCCAAGGCCAACUUUCUGCUGCGCGUCACCUUCCUCCUCGCGUACCUGCUCGUGCGCUGCGUCUGGUUCCCCGCAACGGUGGCCUUUGGCGUGGGGCCGGAUCUGCUCAGCGAGCUGCGCGGCGCGGAGGACGCGGCCGCAGCGCUCAGCCCCGCGCUGGCGCUGCUGCUGAUCCUGCCCCUCACCUUCCUGCAGCUGCACUGGGGCCGGCUCCUCGUCCGGCAGGCGAUGAAGGCGCUCGCGCCGCCGCCCGACGACAAGCCCGCCUAUGACCAGCUCGACGACCAGCACGUGCUCUAAAAGCCGCGGGCUCCGUCCAUGUCAUCGGUGGGUGGGGGGUUUUGGAGCUGACUUUACGUUUGGAAUCCGCUGCUGCUGCUGCUGCUGCUGCUGCUGCUGUUACGUCUUCGGUCCCCGCGGGAAGCCCCGCGCAUAGGACAACAACGUCUGUCCCACACACGCACAGACACGCGCACAUACAUCAUGCUCGGGGGCACCCCCCACAGUGUAGUCGUGGUGUGAGCACACAAGUACUAGCAGAGUGCACACCUAAGAAUCAAAGCCUCUUGGUUCUUACGCGCGCUCGAGGGAGUUACCAAACUGAGGUAGCGAAAAAUAAAAAAAA